This is a messenger RNA of Balaenoptera musculus (blue whale), 411 nucleotides long. Its product is annotated as placental protein 13-like. The transcript is spliced from 4 exons. NCBI's taxonomy places the organism in Eukaryota, Metazoa, Chordata, Mammalia, Artiodactyla, Balaenopteridae. Gene Ontology annotation, molecular function: carbohydrate binding. The record is from RefSeq and is a predicted model, not a curated record.
AUGCGCCCGAACCCCUACCGACAGUCUGUUUCCCUGAGUGUGGGUUGUAUGGUGAAGGGGAAGGCAGAUCUUGUUUCUCUGUGGGUGAGGAACCCAGAAUUUGUGGUGAAUUUCUACGUGUGUCCUGAGGAAGGUGGCGACAUCGCAUUCCAUUUCUGAGUCUACACGAACACCGUGGUGGUGAUGAACAGCUUCCAGGAAGGGGGAUGGAGGGAGGAAGAGAAAGCAUCUUCUGACCCCUUUGUGCCAGGGCAGCCGUUUGAGCUUCGAUUUUUGGUGCUGGAGAAUGAAUACCAGGUGUUUGUGAAUAACAAGUCCACCUACGUCUUUGCCCACCGCCUGCCCUCACAGUCGGUAAAAAUGCUGGAGGUGAAGGGAGAUAUUGUGCUUACUUCAGUGGAACUAUGUUGA